Molecule: messenger RNA, 824 nt
Organism: Penaeus indicus
Lineage: Eukaryota; Metazoa; Arthropoda; Malacostraca; Decapoda; Penaeidae
Gene: mRpL18
Product: large ribosomal subunit protein uL18m-like
Exons: 4
Coding region: 73-690 (205 amino acids)
Biological process (GO): translation
Cellular component (GO): ribosome; mitochondrion
Molecular function (GO): 5S rRNA binding; structural constituent of ribosome
Source: RefSeq, a predicted model, not a curated record
GAAGGAUUUACGGAUUGACUUUACACGAACGCAAAUAUAAGCAGUAAACAAACGUGGAAGACGAGGGCGAUAAUGCAGACUUCUACUCCUAUUUUACGGGCUUUUUCUGGCCUUAGAUUAGGAUUCUUUAGGCCAAGAUAUGCACACAGUGAUGCCCUGAGUGAGAAUGACCUCGUAAACCCACAAUGUGUGAACAGAAAUCCUCGAAACAUGGAGAUGCUGAGGUUGGCGAGGAAACCCCAAGGCUGGGGCCUUGACGUUCCAGGUUGUAAUUAUUGGUACAAAUUGUUUCUAGACUGUACCCAACGCCACGUAACUGCCCGUGUUGAGCAUUUCACUGGUAAGACGGUAGUUUCAGCCUCAACCAAAGAGUGGGCCAUCAAGCAGCAUCUCUUCUCCACAACAGACAUCAACGCGGUCAGGAACAUUGGCCGCAUCAUUGCACAGCGAUGCCUGCAGUCUGGUAUUUCAGAACUUCACACAGAGUUGCAGAAACAUGUAGAUACGUCAGAGAAGAUAAAAUCCUUCAUGGUGGCCCUAGAAGAAGGCGGCCUAGUAACCCAUGAACCUACAACAAUAAGUGAGAGAUCGGUGCACCCGCUGCUGGCGAAGAGAAGAGAAACUCUACCCUGGACGGUUCUGGAAGAGGAAGUGCUGAACGAAGAGGAGAAGAAGAAGAAAAAAGAAUAAUUUCUUUUUCUUCUUGAUGAUUUGUUAAAAUGGACAGCAAGGAGUGUCUAGUUGAUGACUGUAUGAAUGUUUUUCUUUUUCUUUUUUUUUUUGCUUGUACAAAUAGUGUAAAUAUUAAAAUGAAUUCAAUGUGU